Messenger RNA from Lineus longissimus, 846 nucleotides. RefSeq lists its product as uncharacterized. Lineage: Eukaryota; Metazoa; Nemertea; Pilidiophora; Heteronemertea; Lineidae. The transcript is spliced from 5 exons. The coding region runs from base 5 to 610 and encodes 201 amino acids. The record is from RefSeq and is a predicted model, not a curated record.
CAAAAUGGCUAAUCAGAUGGAUGCCAUGACAAGAGAAAUCGGAUCUCUGAAGAAGAUGCUAUCAAAAGCAUUCAAAGUAACAGAGUCAGUUAUAAUGGAACCAUAUGACUGUUGGCUAAAAAAGUCAUUUUCCUUUGAUGUUUGCAUGCCAGACAACAGCCAAUUGCUAGCAGAUAAAAUAACAUCGCUGCUGAAUAAGCACGGCUUGGAUGCUACAGAUCCCCACAUAAUCCAGGCGUGCUACAGUCAUAAGAAGCACAGGUUUACUCAGUACAGGAGUGACCUGAAGAGAAAGCUAAAUGGAAACCCCAAGGGAGUACAUCCCAUGGCCAUGCCGGUCGGCAGGUUCAGCAACCAUAUCUUUGCAAAGGUGUUGAGAACUCCGUUGGAGACGGAGAAGAGUCAGAGACAGGCUCUCAUGAUUCGCUCAUUUGCCUACAGCGUCAAGCUCUUCCGUCGUGAUGAUGGCCCAGCAGAGCCAGAGGAGAAAGACUUUUGGCGUGGCUAUUCAAAUUACAGGUGCCUAGCUGUGGAUAGCCCCGACAGCUGGGCCAAGCUGUUGGAGAUCGACGACAAGCGGGUGGGGAAAGCCAUUGAUCGUAAUAUGUAAUUAUGGUGGUUAAUUGAACAGAAGGGAUUAAUUGUAAAUAAUUGUAAAGUGGGUGGGGAAAGCCAUUGAUUGUAAUAUGUAAUUAUGGGGGUUAAUUGAAUAGAAGGGAUUAAUUGUAAAUAAUUGUAAAGCGGGUGGGGAAGCCGUUGAUUGUAAUAUGUAAUUAUGGGGGUUAAUUGUAUAGAAGGGAUUAAUUGUAAAUAAUUGUAAAGUAAAAUGAUUGUAAAUAAGGGGCA